This is a messenger RNA of Solenopsis invicta (red fire ant), 1310 nucleotides long. It is a transcript of the gene Rpn9, whose product is annotated as 26S proteasome non-ATPase regulatory subunit 13. NCBI's taxonomy places the organism in Eukaryota, Metazoa, Arthropoda, Insecta, Hymenoptera, Formicidae. Gene Ontology annotation, cellular component: proteasome regulatory particle, lid subcomplex; nucleus; cytosol. The transcript has 5 exons. The record is from RefSeq and is a predicted model, not a curated record. The coding region runs from base 43 to 1200 and encodes 385 amino acids. Gene Ontology annotation, biological process: ubiquitin-dependent protein catabolic process. Gene Ontology annotation, molecular function: structural molecule activity.
ACCGAGUGACAUCUCUCGUGUUCAUUCUCGUUAUCACCAAGCAUGGCGGCGACCGUGGCAGUGAAGGAUGUUAACACUUUUCUCAGCCAAAAGCAAAAUGCUGCCGACAAGGAGCUGGCCACGGAGUGGGCACAGCUCGAGGAACUGUACAGCAAACGGCUUUGGCAUCAGCUGACGUUGAAACUGGAAACUUUUGUGAAAAAUCCGGUGCUCCAGCAGGGAGAUAAUCUCGUACAGCUCUACGUCAACUUUCUGUCAACCUUUGAGAACAAAAUAAAUCCAUUGUCGCUUGUGGAGAUAUUGGCACAUGUUAUACAGCAGUUCCAAGAUAAGCAAGAGGCAAUUAAAUUCUUGGAGAAAACAGAGACAAAAGUCCAAAGCAACAAUGAAGCUAUCGCCCUAUGUAAGGUUCUCAAGGGGCAGAUUUUAUUGGAUAAACUGAACAACCAGGAGCAAGCAAAGAAGAUCAUAGAGGAAGUAGAAGCUAUGCUUGAUAAUGCUGAUGGUGUUACCACUGUCCAUGGACGGUUUUAUCUUCUUGCCAGCCGGUUAUAUAGAUUGCAGGGCAAACACGCAGAAUAUUAUCGUACAGCAUUAAGAUAUCUAGGUUGCAUCGAAUUGAGCAGUUUGAGCAGACAAGAGCAAGAACAACAUGCCUUCUUUCUUGGGCUUGCGGCGCUUUUGGGCGAAGGCGUUUAUAAUCUUGGAGAAUUACUAGCACAUCCGGUCCUGGAGUCAUUAAAAGGAACACCAAACAAUUGGCUCGUCGAUUUGUUGCAAGCCUUCAACGCCGGUGAUAUCGUCGCGUUGGAAAGACUAAAGCCACAAUGGAGCAAAGUGGCUGAUCUAGCAGCACAGGAAUUAAAAUUGAGGCAGAAGAUUUCAUUGCUGUGUCUUAUGGAAAUGACCUUUAAGCGGCAAGCCAACAAUCGACAACUAACGUUUGCUGAGAUCUCUCAGGAGACGCGUCUACCUCUUGGCGAAGUGGAAUUGCUAGUGAUGAAAGCUCUUGCUCAGGGUCUCGUGCGAGGUGCUAUAGAUCAAGUGGCCGGUACCGUCAAUAUGACGUGGGUACAACCGCGCGUUCUAGAUCGCAGUCAAAUCGCCGGAAUGGUGCAACGCCUCGAUGGAUGGUGCAAGGACGUAAGCUCGAUGGAGAAACUCUUGGAGUCAAGGGCCUCUGAAAUCCUCACUCUCUGAGAAUAUAGGCCCUUUUCAACUUGCUCGUUGUGUCAACAGAAUGUUGAUUCUCGCAUAUUCGCUAAAUUCAAUUUUUUAAUAUGUCAAUAAAUGAGAACAAUUAUUUCUCA